UAUCUUUGAUGUUAUAUUUGCAUCUAAAUGUCAUUUAAAGGGCCAAGAAAAAUUAGUUCUUCUAAUUUGACAGUUGAGAUGGUAUCUUCAAUGUCAUCUUUGAUGAGAUGAGGUUUGCUGUCCUCAUUGUUGCGAUAGUAAAUGAAAACAUAGGAACAGUUGUUUUCGCUGACAGGGCGUAGUGUAGUGAUGAUUGUUCAUCAGCUUUGUGAGAUUAGUUGCUAACUUGCGUAAUAUACGGUGUUAUUGUACCUGUUUCGUCUUAUCAGUGUCGUAGAAAUGGUGCAGUUUUUUAUAGCAAUGAAGUUACUGCAUUGUUUCCAUUUUCAACGGACAAGAUGUUUAAUAUUAGACAGACAGUUUGAAGUCUUUUAUUAAUCUGCAAAGAGAAGAAAUUAUCCAAAUGCUGUAUAUUGUUAUGGCCGACUGGAAAUGUGUGCGACAGGAGCGUGCCGAACAUUUUUUCUGUAAAUGUAUCGCCUGCAAAAGGUGGAAACAUCACUGUAGAUAGCCACAGAAAUAUGAGCUGGCUUCGCAGUAGCCCUCUGCGGGCUAGCUUUAGCAAGCGGAGACAGUCCAAUUCUCCUCCUAAGGACUGUGAUCCUGUUGCAUGCUAUGAUACUUUCUGUAAGCAUUGGCAGCAGGUUGCUGAUAUCAUUGAACGUACACAGCCACCAUCUUCAUGCCCAUCUCAGGAUGAUGUGGUCAGUGUUGUCAAUCAUUUGGCCCAGAUGGCAACAUUAUUAAUGCUUGAGAUGCAAUCCCCAUCUCCUCCAGUUUCCAGUUGUGCAGACCGCAUAUCAUCUCUCUCUUGCCUGGAAUACCUACUGUCACAGAAUUUAUUGAAUAAACUUUACACCUGGAGCUUAAGUGCUGGGAGGUAUGGUUCAACCCUCCGUCUGGAGCAGCUGAAACUAUACGAGUUGCUGGCUGGCUGCUCUGGGGAACGAACUCACGGGCGAAGUUUGCUGGCUAAUGAAGCAUUUUUGCGACCAUUGCUAGAAUUACUGACAGCAUGUGCUGGUGAAUGCUUUCCUGGUGAAGUUGAGAAUCGUAUUGUUGUUCUGCUUAACCAGCUGUGUGUGUCUCUUGUUCACGACACUGAUCUCAUGCAAAAGUUCUUCUCUUCUAGUCCAGAAUCUGAGGGAUCCAGGUUUGUUGUCUUUGCCCUGCUGAUACCAUUUGUGCACCGUGAAGGAGGUCUUGGCCAGCAAGCUCGUGAUGCCCUGUUGCUGUGCAUGGCAUUGUCAGCAACUGAUGAUAAUGUUGCCUCAUACAUCUCGACUCGUUCAAAUGUGUGUCCGGUGCUGGCAACAGGUCUCAGUGGCUUGUACUCACGCCUGCCACGUAAAUUGCUGGUUGCGACUGAUGACUGGCAUCGUCUAACGCCUGACGAUGUUGAUGCCUUGUCAGAGCUGUCGGCAUUCCUCAAUUCAGUUGAAUUCUGUAAUGCUGUUGUACAAGUUGCUCACCCAUCAGUAGGAGCACAGCUCCUUGAAUUCUUACAGCAAGGUUUCCUUGUACCUGUACUAGGUCCUGCAUUAUUACAGGUAAGGAGCUCUCCUGAAGAGUUGGUUGCCGCAACAGCCUAUUUGGACUUGUGCCUGCGUAGUGCCACAGAACCUGGUUUACUGAGAGCUCUGAUCCACUUUUUGCUGAAACAUGAAUAUGAUGGAUCCCGUCUCCUUGAUAGUCUUGUGGCAAGAAUUGCAUCACCUUCUCCUCGGUUGUGCCUUGUGACUGUUGCACUCUUCGAGACAUUGGCUGAUUUUGACUGUGAAGACAUCAUGCUAGAGCUCGUGUUGCGUCAUUUGGUUCCAUGCCACCAUGUGAUGGUAUCUCAAAGGGUCCGAAUACGUGAUCUUGCUCCAUACUGCCAGAGUGCUGUUCGUUUCCUUUCACUUUCACCAGCAGCUCUGCGAGGAGGUAUAGGAGUCAGUGCCAGGAAUGAUGGACCUCCUUCGUUGCCAGUUCCCCAGAGGCCAAGACACCGACCUCGUCUUAGUCUUGGUGGUCAGGAGCGUGAUGGUCCUCGUUCCCUACCACCUACUACACCACCUAGUUUGUAUGGUGAUUAUGGAGCAUAUCUCCGUGAUGCUAGACGCAGGGUAUUAGCAUGUAGGGCAGCUUGCAGAACCUGGUCUCAUGCUUAUGAUGGGGAGGACCCACCACGGGACAGAGUGGGACCUACUGAUGGACAAGUGGAUUGUGAAGCUUCAUUACCUGUAGAUUUAAAUGGGAAGGUAGACUAUGAUUCCAGUGCAAAGUCUGAAGUUGACAGGUUGCAUGAUGAGAGAGACGUUAAAAAUGCAGAUAUAAAUUCUGUAGCAGAGUGCACAUUGCAGACGGAUGACAAGGGUUUAUCACAAGUUGAAUACACUCCAGAAACAUCCAACAGCAUAGGAGCUUCCUCUAGUGAUAAACAUAGAGCGAUACAGAUUGAACCAAAGGCUGAACUUCCUCACUCUCUCAGUGCAGAACUUUCUUCUCAGUCACCAUCAGCAGAAAACAUGAAGCUGAAUGGUACAUUGGAAGCAGUCAGGAAGUCUGUCUCGGAACCAAGAAUUCUAUCAAGGGCAUUGUCGGUGACUACUGGACCACCAGAUAUUGGUCCAUUCCUUGACACUUUACUACGAAAACUGGAAACACUGCCAUCAAAUGGCCUGUAUGUGAACCUGCAUUUGACAGGCCUGGUUUCUCGCCUUGCUGUCUAUCCACAGCCAUUGCUGCAUUCAUUCUUAUUGAAUCAUUCACUCGUUUUUCAACCCAGCGUUCGGUCGCUGUUUCAGGUUCUGGGGUCAUUGAAGCAUCGGCUGGAUGCAACCCUGUCUCGAGCUCCGGGCCGUGCAGAGCAGUUGGUAACUGAUGCAAGAGAUUUCUUACUGGCUCGUGAAGAACGCCUUGCCAAUGCCCGACGUGCUGUUGUGGCUACAGCUGGCUCAUCACCUGAUCCAUCAGGCAAUAAUUUUAUCAGGGGAGAGAGCAAAAGGCGAAGCUUCACAUCUACAUUAUCAUCAGUAUUCCGUCGAGCUGGUGUUUCAGUCCCUGUACAUAGCCUAAGUAACCAGAUCUCAGAGACACCAGAUGGGCGCCCUAUGAAUAAUAGCAGCCAGCGUUCAAGCCCUCGUAACAGUUGGCUGGAAACUGGAGAAGUACGCUCAGCAGCCAUGUGUGCAGUGUUGUUAGAUGAAUGGCUGAAAGAAUUGGCAGCAAUAACGCAGGAACAGGCUUUGGCAGGCCUCGCACCAGAUGUUAUUGAUACGCCAUUGGAUGGCGCUGUUUGGUGAGAAUGCAAUCAGACGUUAACAGAGAAGGAAGCUUGCCAUGUGAAACAAAAUAUGUAAGGUGCUGAUUAUUUGCUGUAUUUUAAAAUGUUUAUGAAUGUUAAGUACCUUCUGGCAGAAUAUUUAUUUCUACAAGUGAUAAAGUUGAUAUUAAAGAUGACAAAGUAAUAGCACAGGUUAUUCUAAUUUAAAACUGAUUAACUGCUCAUAAAAAUGUAUAUUAUAUUAUGUGAUAUGCUAUAAUAAUUUUAAAAUAAACAACUCAUCCUUUGUAAAAUAUCGUUACAUCUUGUGUUUUAAUGAGUUUUAAGUGUGAUUCUAGAAAAUGACCUAUCUGUAUGUCUUGCCAUUACAGAUGUUGCCCUGUAAAUAACGGUGGUGAAUUAAUGUUUUGCAAGAUUCGAGUAAAUUUUGAAUGUGUGUGUUUUAAUCGGGCUACAGCAGACUGACAGAAAUAUGUAAAAAUUAAAAGGCUUGUUAGUUUUCAAAGUGUUGAAUACCUUAUUGCUGUGAAAUGUGGAGGGAAGGAUUUUAAGAACUGGGACUUUGUAUGGAAUAUGCACAAACAUGAUCUAGUAUAAAACUGCUUUCUUUCUGUCAGUGUGCUGGGAGCUGUUACCAUCAAAUGGGCUGAAGUUGAUGGGUUUUGGUUUUAAAUUUAAAAUAUUUCAGAAACUAAUAAAAUUAAUAUAAUAGGUUGUCUUUCAGAGUUUGGGUAUUGAGCUCUAGUAAUAAAAGUUUUGGUCUUUACUCCUUUUUGCUCUAACAGAUCGUAAAAUUAAAAAAACCUGAUUAUCUGUUAUGCAAUAAUUGUGGGUUGUUUAUGACUCUAGGCUGGCUUUGAUUGCUCUGAAACUGUAUCAGUAAUUGAAAAAUAAAUUUGCCAUAAUAAUUAAAGUUAAUACUAACUCCAGAGUAAUGUACAAAGAAAGUUUAAGGACAAAAAAGGGGCCACAAAUUUGCUUUAUGAAAUUUCGGAGAAACACACACUCUUCUUCUUUAGCACUAAAAGCUGUCUGACCAGCGUGUGUUUUAUGAUGAUGACUGUGAAUUGUGUUUAUGGGUUCCUAUGGGAAUUUUAUAGCCUUGGACAACCUUGUUAAUGCUUAUUUUUCCAUUUAAAAUUUCAGUGGAACACAGUUCUAAAACAUCCAGACUGUAUUUCUUCAGUUCACCCUAUUCAUUAUUAUACACAUGCAGUAUUUUCACACUGAUAAGUCUUACAAUCUUAACAGUAUGAGGCAACAAACAGUAUUAGGCACAAACAGAACUGCAAUCUGUAUAACAAAUUCAUAAGUUAACAUACAGAUAUUUGCAAGAAUGACUUCCUCACUCCACCACUAGACUGUUAAAAGACAUUUGUUGGUGCAUCCACUGUGUCACAUUGUUGCUGUGUUCAUUAUGAUACAUUCUUGAUGCAUUCACGAAUGUUUGUUCUUAAAAGAACUGCUUGAGAAAAGACAGUCAAGUCCAUCCUGAUUUCACCAAGAAUUUGCAAAGUUUUAUUAUGUGUAUAAAUAGGUAACAAAAAUAGAUUACCUUUUGUUAUUGCUCUCAUUGUCAUUGUGAAGGACCAAUGCAUGGUAUACAGAAGAUCUAGGCACACAAGUCGUUUUAUGCCAGUAACACAAAUAAAAGUUUCAGCUCAGUAAAAAAGUUAAAAAAGUCAGUGCUUCUGAAAAGAUUAGUAUUCAGAUAGAAAUUUGCAAUACUGUACAUCUAGCCAUUGACAUGAACAGUAAAUAUAAUAACUAAAGUACAAGAAUUUUAGUCACCAAUGUGGAGUUAAUUUAAUAUAAAAUGUUUUUUGAGCUUCUACGGCCAACUUCAGCCCAGUCGUCAACUUCACUCCAUUUGGUGGUAUAUACAUAUUUUAGCCACCUUUAUUGGUUAUAGUUUACUUCUGGACAGUUCUCUUGUUUGUCUAUGCCUUUUCUGUUUACUUAGAUUUAGUACAUUGUUUAUGUAUUUAAUGAAGUAAACAUUUAACUUGAAAGUGUUGGUAAUCUGUGUUGUGAUACUUCAUUGCCAUUAUUCAUUGUUUCUCUAUGUGAAAAUGGAUUCCUCACCUAUAUUUAGUGGAAAAUUUGUUGCUCUAACAUCAUUAACUGUUGCCUUCAGUAGUGCAGAUUGUAUAUUCUUUGGAAAGUUAUUUUUAAAAUGUUAAGUGCAUCUAUCUUUGAAAUUAAUGGCAGGAUAUUUUAGAGUUGUUAUGUAUUAUAUCAGAGGCAGAAUUGUCUUAGAAUCAUGGAAUAGUAUCAAAAUGUGUUGUGAUGCAUAAACAAAAUAUUAAUUUUAGGACAGACUACAGUAUAUAAUAGUGAUGGCGAAGUUACCUUGAAAUAUCUGAAUUACAGUUUGACAUCUUUGGAACACAGAAUGACAUCUUAUUGAAGACAAAUUUUAGACUGACAGAGGAAAACAAGAUUUUUCGGUUACUGUGGGUAUUUUCUAGAAAGAUUAAAAUGUUUAUGUACUAAAAACACCAAUGAGAAUGAGUGGCAGAAAUUUGUAAUAAUACUGAUGUUUUAGUACUAUCUUGUAUGGAAAUGUAACUUUUUCCAUUUCAUUAAAAAGUAAUGCUUUGAUGUCCAUCCUGUAAUUCAUUCCUGUUAAAUAAUGUUUUCUUGUUUAUUUAUUAUUUUUUUAAGAGAAAACAAAGUAGGUGUACAUGUUUUAGGAAUUAAAUAUUGUGUACUCAGUACAGUAGUGUGACAUAGUUUUAAUAUUAUGAAUAAUAUUAAAACUGUCACACACUACGCCAUGUGGCUAUGAUAGUAUUUGUGGAUCAUUUGUAUUGGAGAUAGUUCAAGUGCUGAUAAGUUGGGCCACCAGUUUAUAUGUUUUUAUGAAAGCAAUGCAUUAGUGGUGAAAAUGUGUAAUUUCUAUAUUGUACCUCUUACACUUAGAAUUUGAAUAUGAGGUGCCAAAUUUUCUGUCCAUGCUACAACCAUGCUGAUGAUAAAGUGCUGAGCUUUGAAAGCUUUUGUAAUUACAUAUGAAGAUGUGAAACUUCCAGAAAUAUUAAAGAACAUAUUUUGUGAAGAAUUUUAUUAUUGGAAGCAGGAUUUUAGUGUAUUGUAUUAUUGUAUUUUAUCUUGCUAUCCGAUCUGUUUUAUUUCCAUAAGUCGUAUACAGGCUCAUUGAACAUGGGGUAAUCAGAUUACUGUGAGCGAACUCAGUGUACUGCAAGGAAUAUAAUGAAGUGCAGAAUAGGGAUCACAUAAGUUCGGUUGUUAGACAUGUGCAGCUCAAGCAUGUACCCUUUUCCCCAUUUUUAAAGGAGUCUGCUGGUGGUCGUUUAUUUCCCGGUGGGAGGUGGAUUAGAAUAUUGGUGAUUAUUUAAAUUUAUUAGGGUAACCCAUACCCGUGGAAAUUGGACUGAAAAAUAUCUAGUUCAUGUGGUGAUCAUGGUAGUGAUAUUACCAGAUUCCUCUAGAGAUUAUGUUAUCAUGUGUUUCAUUGUUUUCAGAGCCUUAUUAUAGUAUUUUUGUUUUACUGCAUUGAUGCACACGUAAGGAUAAUACAAUAAUAUUCCUGAUUGGUGAUAAGUCCGUAUUCAGUAAUUUCAAUAACUGAGGGUUCUCAAAAUUGUAAAUAAGAAUUCAACCAUGUUAUCUUGUGAAAAUAAUUUAUUUCACUAUCCUUGGACUAACAGAACCCCUGUGUUUCCAUGGUAAACUUCGAUACCAUCUAAGAGAUUUGUAACAAAAAUACACAGUUGUAUUUCUUUGUGUCAGCAAAAUACAGAAACUGUUGGGUUUCCUUGUGACAGAGCGGCAGUUGCUUUAGUGUGAUGUCUAAUCGUCUGUGUGAAACUACACAUUGCAGUAGACAGUUUACUUCCACUUUCGAUGGUUGACGCUGUAAGACUGUGUUUAUUUUGCAGUGAAGUUAAUUUUAACAUUUCUGUAAUAGAUCUUCAAUCAAAAUGAUUCAAUAUUGAAAUUUUUUUGGAACAGAAGGUCCUGUUAAUUCAAUUUUGAAAACUUCAAGGUGCUUUACUUUCUUAUUUUUGGUGUGAUUAUAGCUUUAUUAAGCACACAGGUAACAAAACACAUGAGAAGAAGCAUGUCUGUUGUAAAAUUCCUUUUACUGGCAAAAAAUAUUUUGGCUUUGAAUACUGUAUACAUACACGAAUUCAUAUGAAAUAUUCAUCUUUUUCAUAUAACCAGUACUAUGAAUGUCAUUGUGAAGUUUCUUUACAUGUGCUGAUAGUAUUGAGGAUUUGGUGCUGCUGCAGUCCAGAUGAACUUGCCAUCCAUUGUGUAACUCUGUAAUAAAUUUGACUAUUUUGCUAUGUAUUUAGUGCACAUAUUUGUAGCUGUUAAAGUUACAAAUGACUCUUCAUUACUUGGUGUAAAGAAAGUAGCAGGAAGUCCUCAAACUACGUAUCACUGUGAAUUUAUUUUACAGUUUAAAUUUAACAAUAGCAAGGUUACUUGACUAUUGUGAGGAACAGGAUUUGUCAGUAUGAUGAUAAAAUUUUUACUACUGAUUUGGAUAUUGAUGGAAAUGCACUAACAUCAUUGUCUGUUUGUUGUUGAUAUUUGGAAUGUUGAGUAAGAACAAAUAUCAUUUGUACAUAUAACAAAUAAUUCUAACAACUUUACUUUAAAUUGUACCUGAUCAAAUAUGGUGCUGCGUUUAUAAUCUCUUUGUAGCACCUGUGCCAGAAUUUCCUCUAGUAUUAUAUGUCAAUUUUCAGAUACCAAAAGAUAACAAAAAUCUAAAAUAAAUAAUAAUUCAUGACUUGUUUAAGAUAAAGCAACUAACCACCUAUUUCACUGUUUGCACAGUUUCACAUCUCCCAAAUGACAUAAGUUUUUAUCAUUCCUUUGUUUAGGGUGUUUUUCUUUCCAUCUCUACUGUUUUAAUGUUAACGGCUUUUGUGCUUCUUGUCUGUGAAACUGACCAAGAAUAUUUUAGAAUAUUAAAAUGGAAGUUUUUUGUAAUGGCUUUUGUUCUUUAACCUCUCACUGAGUUAUCAUAUAGCCAUGCAAAAUGUAUACAUUGUGAUGCUUGUAUUGUUUUCAGGCAUCUCUUUGUUUGACAACAAAAAUUUUUCACUGAUAGCAUACUUACAAUAAACCAUGCACAAAAAUGACAAGUUCUUAAAAUACAACAAACUCUGCUAACAUGUAAAUGAUGCUGUGCCAAAUUAAAGUAAAAAUGAUUAAUCCAACUUUUCAGGACAGUUAAGCUAUUUAUACGACCCUGUCUCCUCCUCUUUUCACAAUGUGUGAAUCAGUUCUGUGAGACUGUUCUUAAAGUGGAACUAGUUGACCGUCCAAAGAGACAUCUGAUCUCACACAGGUACGUCCCCAUACAGAGCUAAAGAUUUGACUCACCUAAGUUUAAUUGGGUGGGGAGAGUCUUGUCCUGUUUUUCUGGCCUAGUCUGAAUUUAAAUUAUGCUGCAAAAUAAUUAUAUUUUGGAUGAUACAGUUAUCUGUGAUGAAAAUCUCCCAGUUUCCUUUAUGUUGUUACUUGUACAUAUGUCUGUCCUGUUACUUUAAUAUUUUUGAAAUUUACGUAAAAUUCUAGGAUUGUUUUGUGCCACUGUUCUUGUGAUUGUUAUUUGAAUGAAUGUACAAAAUGCAGAAAAUGGAAUA
This is a messenger RNA of Schistocerca nitens (vagrant locust), 8898 nucleotides long. RefSeq names its product FHIP family protein AGAP011705-like. Lineage: Eukaryota; Metazoa; Arthropoda; Insecta; Orthoptera; Acrididae. The record is from RefSeq and is a predicted model, not a curated record. Bases 522 to 3287 code for a protein of 921 amino acids. The transcript is spliced from 13 exons.